GUGUGUCAUUGUGUGUUUUUGGCGCGCUGAGGCCGGCAGUGUGUGUGUGUGUAUGUGUGUAUGUGUGUAUGUGCUUGUGCGCAUGUGUGUGUAGAGGGACUUGUGUGGAGGGUUGUUGCCUUUAAGAACGUCGAAGAAGACCUCUGUGGGUGACGUUUGUGCCACAGGUUUAAACAUCAGUGAUAACAUCAGACCCAGUUGGCUUGCUUUGAAAUAGGACCACAGAGGGAUCCUUUCCCUUCCUCUCUCAGUCUUUGUUACUUGCGGGUGGAAAAGAAGGCGCGUUAAGAAGACAUGGGAAAGAAGAAUCAGAACCGUGAGGAUGACGAGUCUGCGUCCACAGGCGAAGAAGAAUAUGUGGUGGAGAAGGUCUUGGACAGGAGGGUUGUAAAAGGCAGAGUGGAGUACUAUCUUAAAUGGAAAGGUUUUUCAGACAAACACAACACGUGGGAACCAGAGAAAAAUCUUGACUGUCCAGAUCUCAUCUCUGAGUUUAUGAAGACGUACAAAAAGGGCGGCAGCGGUACGAGCACUCCAAGUAGUGGGACCAAACCAUCCAGUGCAACUCCCUCUCGCACCAAAGACCCUGGCAGCAAGAGGAGAAACUCGGACGAAGAAGAGGAGGGUGGCAGCAAGCAGAAGCGGAAAAAAGAGGAUGAGAUCCUCGUCGCUAGAGGCUUCGAGAGAGGCCUGGAGCCAGAGAAGAUCAUUGGCGCGACUGACUCUUGUGGGGACCUUAUGUUCUUAAUGAAGUGGAAAGAUUCGGACGAGGCAGACCUUGUGCUCGCGAAGGAGGCCAAUCACAAGUGUCCCCAGAUCGUCAUCGCUUUCUAUGAGGAGCGUCUCACUUGGCAUGAGGAUGGAGAGAAGAAGGAGAAGGGUGCUGCAGCUGUGUAAGCGUACAAUCCCCUCCUAGAGACAGACACGAGUGCACUCACAAUCCGUCCUUUGUUCUGGACCAUUUUCAAACCACCACUGGCCUCCUGGCAUUAGAGGUCUCUUCCCACCUUCUUUAGUCUCCUUUCAUCUCCCAUAUAAAUGGCAACUCUUUAUCAAACAAUGUCUCAAGUAUUGAGGGAUGAGCGAGUAAUUGAGAACUAUGCCAAGAGCUUGGGGAAUGGAGAUGUUAGACUGAUGGAAUCACAUGGAUAGUGUUUUUACCCUGUUAUUCUUGCAGAACACUCUUGUUUUCAUGAUUUUAAGUAUUUGUGUCCUUUUUUUUUUGUCUUUCUCUCCCCUCUGUGUGUAUGUCUGUUGACUUGAUAGUAUAGAUUCCUUUCAGCAGUUGGUAAAAUGUAUUGAGACAGCUGAUAUUUUUCAAGUGUUUUAUCAGAGAUUGUUGUUAAGUAUCUGCAGUGCUGGAUUAGUCACACCAUUUUUUUGUUUUUCUUUUUCUUUUUCCCUCCGAAAUUUGAUGUCCUUUCUGGUGUAUUUCUCACAUCCACAAUCGGUCUCUCUCUCUCUCUCUCUCUCCCUCCCUCCCUCAAAGCAUGUCUGGAGACUUUAGGACUACCUUGACUAUAAAUUUCAAAAAUCUCAAGCUUAUUACCUAGACACAAUGCAUUGAGUCCAUUUUUUUUUUCUCCACAAAUCAAAUUUCUUCCCAAAUAGUUAUAGAUAGAAAUCUGAACAUGCCCAGGUUUUAAAAAUCAUCCUUAUCACAACUGCUCGUUCUCAGAACAGCGUAUGGGAUCUUGUUUGUUGAUGCUGGUUUUCCGCAUUGACUUUGCUAGGACCUGCAUCCAAAACGUUCAUAACUAAGUGCUCCACCUUGUGGUCAUUUGUUGAGUAUUUACUUUUAUUUUUUUUUACCAGGCCACCAGUUUUAAUUCCAGAUAGAUAGAAGUCACAGCUAGUGGUCACUUAAAGACCAAGUGAAAUCAUGUCUCUGUGGUCUGUUUGAUGUGAAAAACCUGCAGCCACAGCAGGCUUUUGUAGAUAAAAUUGAAAGAUUCCCCUAACCUAAGCUGUGACCAGGUCAGUGUUUGACACUUCUGUCCCCAUCAUUGUUCAGGUCUCAGAUUUUAAACAGGAAGUGAAUCAAAGCUGAACCUGUGUUUAACAGGGUUAUGAGCUCAGGUGUGGAAUUCUGUGUUUGUAGAGCCACUGGACAAAUAAAUUGAACCCAAUAAAAUGUCCUGACUUUCAUUGACACGACAGAGCUACUGAUUCUGCUUUAAAGAAAAAAGUUGAGCCAUAUGCCAUGGCGAAUGUAGUCAGAAGAAAAGAACUGACACUUGAUUUUGUUUUCAAUUUUUUUUUUCCCCUUAACUUUUGUCUCUUUUGUCUCUCUUUAAACCUCACUCACAGGUUAUGUUUAGACAGAAAGGUGAAAUGUUGUGAACAGACUUCCAUCAGAUGUGCUCUGGACUGCUAUGAUUUAGAUACUGUAAUGAAUGUGUGUGUGUGUGGUUUCAAUCCCAGUUAGAGGUCUUUUUCUUCGGUUUUCUGGAGGGAAAUAACUGUUUCCACCUUGUCAUUUCAUUUGUCUGUAUAUCUCACUAUCAAAUGUACGGCCUGACUCUUUUUGUUGUCUCAUGUUAGAAGUUUUCUCCCAUUUCUGAUCAUUUCAUCAGAUACUCAUGUUUUCAAAGUAAGAUUUUGAUGUCUUUUACCUAUAGAUUUUUUUAAAUGUCUUGUAUCAAAUUGUAGUAAACCUAGUUUUCCACACGAAUUUGAUAGUUUUUCAUUUGAAAUCCACAAUACUGCCAUGUUUUGAUUUGAUAGUUUAAAGACAGACGUUAAAAAGUGAAACGUUUGCAUCAAUACAGGUGAAUUUCAGUUUCAGAACACAGGAUUAACCUUUCCAGCAGAUGGUGCUAUUCGGCUACACGCUUAUGUACAGACCAAAUCUCAAUGCAGUCCAUAGUAUCAUACCAAACUGUGCUGGUGUUGGAUGUUAUAUGUUGAAUUGAUUACUUGUCUUGGUGAAGAGAACUGUAAAUUUUCCUAUAAAAACUAAAAUCACUGAACAGAAUAAAAAACACUUUUAGAGUAUGUACAUGCAAGGACCAAAAAAGGAAGCUUGGAAGUUUUUUAUUUUCUGUUUUAAUUUUUUAAUAUAUUUUUUUUUAAGUAUUACUUUUGUGGAGUUCCAUGAAUGCUUUGCUUUGAAUUGUUUUAGACGCUCUUCACACUAGCGAUACACCAUGACCUAGCAGUACACCGUUUGAUUUUGGUCUUAAUAUAUUCCUCAUGGUGGCGAUCAUUGAUCUUUUUUGGAGAGGCAUUUUAUAAAUUAGCCCACACACUCUGCUUACAUGUGAAAUAUCUUUCUCCCAGCUGUGUUUGUAAGUGUAGAAUGUUGCUGCGGACAUUCAGUCAAAACUGUCAAAUCAAAAUAAAGAAAUUAUAAAUAAGA
Messenger RNA from Hemibagrus wyckioides, 3361 nucleotides. RefSeq names its product chromobox homolog 5 (HP1 alpha homolog, Drosophila) (gene cbx5). The record is from RefSeq and is a predicted model, not a curated record. Gene Ontology annotation, biological process: negative regulation of transcription by RNA polymerase II; chromatin organization. The transcript has 6 exons. Gene Ontology annotation, molecular function: chromatin binding. Bases 295 to 897 code for a protein of 200 amino acids. Lineage: Eukaryota; Metazoa; Chordata; Actinopteri; Siluriformes; Bagridae. Gene Ontology annotation, cellular component: pericentric heterochromatin; nucleus.